This is a messenger RNA of Acaulospora colombiana, 423 nucleotides long. Lineage: Eukaryota; Fungi; Glomeromycota; Glomeromycetes; Diversisporales; Acaulosporaceae. The record is from the annotation of a GenBank genome assembly.
AUGUCGGAAACAUCACGUCCGCUCCUGGUUGGCUCCGAGGAACCUGCCUCACCUUAUCCCAUAAAAAUGAAAGGUGAAGUGGUUCGAGGGUUCGGACGAGGAAGUAAAGAUCUAGGAAUUCCGACAGCCAACCUAUCGGAAGCAGCGGUGGAAGCACUUUGUAAAGACACGAACACUGGAAUUUACUUUGGAUGGGCGCAGGUCAGCGGGGAUCAAGUAGUCUAUCCAAUGGUGAUGAGUCUGGGGUGGAAUCCCUAUUACAAAAACGAGAAGAAAAGUGCGGAAGUUCACAUCAUUCAUACAUUUCCUGAGGAUUUUUAUGGAGCGGAAUUACGUGUGAUCGUAUUGGGUUACAUACGUCCGGAACUUGAUUAUACUUCGCUUGGUAAAUUUAGAACUCCGUCUUUUUUCAGCAAGGAUUAA